UAUCAGUAAGACUUCCGUCCGUGGUACAGCAACAAGCAACAAAAUGGGCUGCGCUAUUUCCAUCGUAAAGUACAUCCUUUUCCUGUUCAAUUUCAUUUUUGUGCUUGCAGGUAUCGCCCUACUGACAAUUGGGAUUCUGAUAAAGUUGCAAAUUGGUGAAAUUGGAGAAGUUCUUGACUCAAAGACAAAUACUCCUGCUAUACUACUCAUAGUUAUUGGCAGUAUUAUUCUUGUGAUAUCAUUCUAUGGAUGCUGCGGAGCAAUCAGAGAGAGUCAUUGUAUGGUCACAACGUAUGCUGUGUUCCUCCUGACAGUACUGGUUCUGCAAAUUGCAAUUGCUGUUCUUGCUUUUGUAUACGGUGGUGAUACGGAUGCUGUUCUAAAACAAACUCUUUAUGAUUUUGUUCAUGACUACAAUAUAAACGAAAGUAGUAGAAAAGCAAUGGAUGCGCUUCAGGAUAGUCUAGAAUGCUGUGGAGCAGAUGGACCAAGAGAUUAUUUGAAGAUAGGCUUAGUAAACUUGCCAUCAUCUUGUUGCAAACAAGGUGACAUUUGUAGAAUUGGAAUUCUUAAUUCAGCACCUUACUACACUACUGGCUGUCUUGAAGCUAUGGAGAGCUUCUUGAGCUAUGCAGGACACAUAAUGGGUGGUAUAGCAAUUGGAGCAGCUGUUGUUGAGGUUGUUGGAAUAGUAUUUGCUCUUUGCUUGGCCAGCUCAAUAAAAAAUGAGGCACGAAGAAGAGAUGUUUAACUUCUUGUUCAAAAGAAAUAUGUGAAACUGUUGUGAUCGGAUUUCCACAAGAAUCACUACAGUGAAUGACAGUCAGUAAUACUGAUUACUAGAUUUAAAGAAUAUGUACUGUGAACAAACACUGUAAGAACAAUUUUAUCAUUUCUACUUAGUAUAGUAAGAACCUUUAGAUAAUUUUGCAUUAUUCUGUAACAAGUGAUAUUAUUCUAGGAGCAUGUAUGACUAGCAUUGGCAGGUAUCAUUAGUUUAAUUCCAUUAUAUAAGCUAUCAUAAAAUUCAAGAGACAUCUAUUGGUUGCAGUUUGACAUUUGAAAAAGUAAUGCACUUGGAACAAAACAACAGCCUUUUUCAUUUUUGGCAACACAAUGAAGAUAGAUCUUUUAACUCAGUUUUUGUAUAAUAGUAUCCAAACAACUUACUUUGUUUGUUAUAGAUCCUGCAAAAAUUCGUUAUUAGUUUGUCACAAAUAUGAAACAGAUCGUGGCUGCAUCGUUAUUUGUUAAGAGUCUAUAUACAGAUUCUACUUAUUUAUUGUCAAACGAAGAUUUGUUUUAAUGAAACCAUUCCUAAAUAAAAUACCAUUUUUCUUUUUUC
This is a messenger RNA of Schistocerca gregaria, 1345 nucleotides long. Its product is annotated as 23 kDa integral membrane protein-like. The transcript is spliced from 5 exons. NCBI's taxonomy places the organism in Eukaryota, Metazoa, Arthropoda, Insecta, Orthoptera, Acrididae. The coding region runs from base 44 to 751 and encodes 235 amino acids. The record is from RefSeq and is a predicted model, not a curated record. Gene Ontology annotation, cellular component: membrane.